AUGCCUUCUCAACCCCCACUUCCACCCCUCCUUGCGCCCUAUCUAUCAAACCAGCCAGAGUCCUCAUUGACGCUGGUCUCCUCAAUUCUCGGCGCGACAUCUAAUUGGCUGGUCCUGAGAUUUCUACAUGCAGCCCUGAGCAACUCGUCAAACAAUGCUUCAAUCGGUCUCGAGGAUUCCCCGGAUAGCAAGAAGAAAAAAGUCGUUCUUGUGAGCCUUCUGCGGGGUUGGGAAUUCUGGAAGGCAGAGGCCAAGCGACUGGGCCUUGACCUUAAUCGCUUGGCGGGCAAGCAACAAUUCGCAUAUGUGGAUGGCCUCUCAGAGCUAUUCACCACACCAAAGCCCACGGGUAAUACUCUACCUACUCUAUCCGCCGGGAGUCCAGCACCGGCACGCACCACACUCCCGCUUCGAUCUCAGCCUGGCGCAGUGCCCGGUAGAUCGCCAGCGCCAGCGAGUUCCCCAAUAGGGCAGGGAGGUGUCAGCGGACCGAGCAAUCCGGAGCCUGGAAUUGCCAAGAAGUUGAACUUUGCCGGACAAGGACUCGCGGCCUUGGACGCACUGGAGCGGGAUAUCUCGACGGUCAUUGCAAAGCUCAAGACAGCAGAAGAUGACGAGAUUCUUUUGAUUAUUGAUCAGCCCGAUUUCCUACUUGCCUCUACAGGCCCGAGCUACGCGAUAGGUGCUACGGAGAUUAUGGACUGGGUGACAGGUUUACAACAGGCCGUGCAUGCUACAGUACUGACAUUGGCUGCGGAUUCGCCACUUCUACACAAUGCACCAGCUGCAAGCAAUCAGAUGGCUACCCCAGUCGAGUCGGAACAUGCCGCAUUUGCGAUUGGGUUGGCGCAUCGGGCUCAGUCGGUCAUGCAGCUCCGCACUCUGGAGACGGGAGCCGCAAGGGACGUGAGUGGGGUGUUGCGGAUCAGCCGCGGUGGAGGCUGGAGUACUGGGGCAGAGGAGAACCUGGAUGAAAAAGAACUGCUGUUCUAUAUCCAGCGAGAUGGCGGAGUCCGAGUGUUCGGGCGUGGGGAGUCUUAA
Messenger RNA from Penicillium waksmanii, 1041 nucleotides. RefSeq lists its product as uncharacterized. The coding region runs from base 1 to 1041 and encodes 346 amino acids. Lineage: Eukaryota; Fungi; Ascomycota; Eurotiomycetes; Eurotiales; Aspergillaceae. Gene Ontology annotation, biological process: tRNA wobble uridine modification. Gene Ontology annotation, cellular component: elongator holoenzyme complex. The record is from RefSeq and is a predicted model, not a curated record. The transcript has 3 exons.